Penicillium cosmopolitanum is the source of this 1323-nucleotide messenger RNA. Its product is annotated as questin oxidase family protein. The transcript has 5 exons. The coding region runs from base 1 to 1323 and encodes 440 amino acids. The record is from RefSeq and is a predicted model, not a curated record. NCBI's taxonomy places the organism in Eukaryota, Fungi, Ascomycota, Eurotiomycetes, Eurotiales, Aspergillaceae. Gene Ontology annotation, molecular function: oxidoreductase activity.
AUGGCGACUGCGACUGAGAUCCAUUUAUCGCCCGCUACGGACUCGGGGGUUUUCACGGCCGGGACCACGGAAGAAGCCGCGCGCGCAGCGAGCGAAGUCUUGCAAGAGGAUAUGGAAAAUCACCAUGUCUUCUUCAACGAUGAAGGAUUUCAUAACCACAUACCACACGGGGUUCUGAGCAUUUUUUCUCUCGGAGCAUCACCGGAUGAUAUUCGAAAGAAUUAUGUUCGGAAUAGAAGCUAUCAGAGACCGGCUCGGCCUGUUGAUAGGAAUGUCGUUGAGGGUUUCCAUGACCCGAUCAAAUUCCAAGAGGCCUUUCAUAAGGAGGAGAAUUAUUCUAAUUACUUAGUCUUCUUCCAGGAGGAGAUUGAUGCGAAGGGUGUGGGUGCUGUGCUGAACGAAUACGUUUUUGCUGGUGACCAGCGAGCGGAGAGUAUGCUGUCGAGAUUAUUUGGAGGCCUCGUCCACCCUCUAAUCCAUCUCGGAUUCGGACUGGAAUUCAACCAACCAGCCAUCGUGGCCCAGGCACUCGCGCAAGCUGCCGUUCAUGAUGACUGGAUAGGUCGUGAGUAUUUCCUGCCGGCGGAGAAACUAGCAGGUGGGAUCGGGAAGCGGGGAGAAAAGUCACUACUACAGCUUCUGAACGAGAUUCGGGCCGACGAGAAAUUGGCGCACAGCACCAAAUUCACUGAUGGGAAUAAGAUUCGUGAGGGGCCGUUGAGUCGGGCUGGUGAUGAGAUGUUGAAAUAUGCGGCUCAGUAUACCGUUUCUGAGGAUCAGAUUCAGGAGCGGAUUGCUGAUAUGAUUAAUACCGUUGUGUACUACACGAGUGCCGCCCAAAGACCCGACAAGAAAGUCAAGAUAGACUUCUUCUUCAUCCACUGCGUCAACUCGUCGAUAUUCUUCUCCAAAAUUGCCCAGCUUCCCUUCCUAGACACACAGGCCAAGCUCCGUCUACUGGAAUGGAAGGGUCGUAUGGAUCUCGUGAUGUAUGUUUCACGCGGCUCGCCUGAGCUACGCCGAAACGAGGUCACACAGUACCCCGUGACGAACGAUUGGCCGACUUUAUUUUCACGGGCUGUCAAACAUCCCGGUGAUGAUGGACAUCUGGUCAAACUUGUCAGAGCGCUGGCGCAUGGGGAGGAGGUUUGUCGGGUAGCGGAUAAAGACUCGCAAAUGCCUGUCUCUGGGGAUAUGUGGCUGAGAAUUGGUAAUAUGGCUAUUGACUCCACUGUUGAUGGACUUGAUCAGGGGGCGAUGUGGAUCCGGUCAACUGGGUUCGAUGAGGCGUGGACGAAUCUGUCUGGAAGAUCUCGUCUGUGA